Molecule: messenger RNA, 814 nt
Organism: Glycine soja
Lineage: Eukaryota; Viridiplantae; Streptophyta; Magnoliopsida; Fabales; Fabaceae
Product: GPI-anchored CFEM domain protein A-like
Exons: 1
Coding region: 117-509 (130 amino acids)
Source: RefSeq, a predicted model, not a curated record
CUUCAGCAAAAUUUCUAACCAAUGAACUCAUAUUAAUUAGUUAGCAAAGUCUCACUACAAACAUUCCCUUCUGUUUCAUUAAUUGUGACCUUAAGCUUUUAUAUUGAACCGUGUCAAUGGCCGUUCCUGUGAGGACUUUAGCUCUUGUUGCUUUGCUUGUUGCCAUUAAUGCAAUGGUGUGUGAAAGUAGAGUGGUAAGAAAGGACCUUGGUUUGGACCUUGGUGGGGUGGGAAUUGGGGUGGGUGCUGGGGUUGGAUUAGGCCUUGGUGGUGCAGGUUCUGGUGCAGGUGCUGGCUCAGGCUCUGGCUCUGGUUCUUCAUCUUAUUCAAGUUCUGGCUCUUCUUCUUCAUCAGGGUCAGGAUCUGGAGCAGGUUCUGAAGCUGGUUCCUACGCAGGAUCUCAUGCUGGAUCUAGCGCUGGCUCAGGCUCCUCUAGAGCGGGUUCUGAAGCAGGUUCAUAUGCAGGGUCUCAUGCAGGGUCAGGAUCAUAUGGUGGUAAUGGAAAGUAGAUAAAAUCAUGCAUGCAUGUCAGUUAAACCAUAUUAUAUACGGUCAUGUGGAGAAAAGAACAUGUCGGUGUCAUUGUUAGUUUACUAGAAUUAUACCUUAGUAUGCAAAAAUAAGUUUAUGCAUGUGUUGUGUCCAUCCUGUUUUUCUUUUUCUUUUGUACAAGUAGAUAGGAGUCGUGCUUCUCCUUACUGUGUCCAAUGUGCAAUAAUUUCCUUGAAGGGUUGAAUAACUAAAUCGUGUAUACUUUGUUAUUGGUUUAUCCAGUGACAAUUCUAUAAUAUAUCAACUAUAGCUUUUAUUAGUA